UAUGUGCUGGAAUCACCGUGUAUAGCCCGACGAAAUACUAUGGCAUGACAGCCUGGGAAGCAUUUUGGCGUGGCUGGACUUGGUGGGCUUGGUCAUGUGGCCGUAAAAAUGGGCAAGGCAUUUGGACUGAAAGUUACUGUUAUUAGUUCGUCUCCCAAAAAGGAAGCUGACGCGAUUGAAAGACUUGGUUCUGAUUCCUUCCUUUUGAACAGUGACCCCACAAAAAUGAAGGCAGCUUUGGGAACCAUGGACUACAUCAUUGACACAGUUUCUGCUGUACACCCUCUUCUUCCAUUGCUCAGUCUGCUCAAGGUGAAUGGGAAACUUGUUCUUCUGGGAAUGCCUAUUAAGCCCCUAGAGCUGCCCAUCUUUCCCUUGGUUCUGGUAUAGACUUGCAUUUCGUACCACUGGAGAUGGUAGAAGUUUCAGCUUAUGGUCAUGCUGGAGUUGCAAGGUGCAGAACCAAACGGCAAUGAUUCCGACUUUGUUAAUUCUUUCAGGCCGCAAGCUCGUG
Messenger RNA from Syzygium oleosum, 514 nucleotides. Its product is annotated as probable mannitol dehydrogenase 1. The record is from RefSeq and is a predicted model, not a curated record. Gene Ontology annotation, biological process: lignin biosynthetic process. The coding region runs from base 109 to 390 and encodes 93 amino acids. The transcript is spliced from 3 exons. NCBI's taxonomy places the organism in Eukaryota, Viridiplantae, Streptophyta, Magnoliopsida, Myrtales, Myrtaceae. Gene Ontology annotation, molecular function: cinnamyl-alcohol dehydrogenase activity.